This is a messenger RNA of Batrachochytrium dendrobatidis JAM81, 396 nucleotides long. RefSeq lists its product as uncharacterized. Gene Ontology annotation, cellular component: membrane. Gene Ontology annotation, biological process: vesicle-mediated transport. Lineage: Eukaryota; Fungi; Chytridiomycota; Chytridiomycetes; Rhizophydiales. The record is from RefSeq and is a predicted model, not a curated record. The transcript is spliced from 2 exons. The annotation marks the transcript as partial.
CGCUAUGUUGGAUUUGCAUUUUGCAUGGCUACGGCCAUAUUGUGCUUUAUGAUUUCUCUCUUCACUUUACCCAUGGUCCUUAUCUCUCCAGGAAAAUUUGCUCUCACAUACACAAUGGGCAGCUUGCUCUUUCUCUUUUCGUUUUCAUUUCUUAAUGGUUUGGUUGCACAUCUCAAACAUGUUUUCAGCUUGGAGAGAUUACCUUUUACUGCAUCAUAUAUGGUUUCAAUGGCAAUGACGUUGUUUUUCUCAGUAGUGCGGCCGAGUUAUUUGCUGGUUAUUUUCUUUUGUAUAGUCCAAGUUGUUUGCCUUGCAUGGUAUGUUGGAUCGUAUCUUCCUGGAGGAGUACAGUCAUUACGGUGGAUGACCCGCAAUACAAUUGGAUUGCCAAUCUAA